AUGAUCCAGCAUGGCCCCGCUCAAAUAAAUGAUGGCUAUUCAGCUGUCGGCAAGAACAAGAAGCUAUCCAAGCGCGGCGGUGUCCGUAAAAAAGCCGUUGAUCCCUUCACCAGAAAGGAAUGGUACCAAAUCAAGGCACCAACCUUCUUCUCUCAACGUGAUUUGGGACGUACACCCGUUAACCGUUCUCAAGGUUUGAAGAACGCCAACGAUGCACUCAAGGGACGUAUCAUGGAAGCUUCUUUGGCCGAUUUGAACAAGGAUGACGAACAAGCUUUCCGUAAGUUCAAGCUCCGUAUCGAAGAAGUCCAAGGUCGCACAUGUUUGGCCAACUUCUACGGAAUGGACUUCACCCAAGACAAGCUUCGUUCAUUGGUCCGCAAAUGGCAAACAUUGGUUGAAGCCCACCAAGAUGUCCGCACAACUGAAGGUUACCUUUUGCGUAUUUUCGUCAUCGGUUUCACCCGCAGACGUGUCAACCAAGUCAAGAAGACCACAUACGCCAAGAGCUCUCAAGUUCGUGCAAUCCGUCAAAAGAUGUUCGACAUUGUUCAACGUGAAUGCUCAAGCUGUGAUUUGAAAGAGUUGGUUGCUAAAUUGGUUCCAGAGGUUAUGGGCCGUGAAAUUGAAAAGGCAUCUCAAGGUAUCUACCCUCUCAAGGAUGUUUACGUGCGCAAGGUUAAGGUCUUGAAGACACCUAAGCUCGACCUUGGACGUUUGUUGGAAUUGCACGGUGGUGCUGCCGCUGUUGGUGCUGAAGACACUGGUGCACGGGCAAAGGUUUCCGAAUUCAAGGAACCUGAAGCUUUGACAUCUGUUUAAAUUUAAACAAAAUGUCCACCAUCUGAUCUCCUUCUCUUUUAUUGUACAAUGACGAUCAUCAUUCGUCGUCAGCAUACUUGCACCUUACGGCUCAUCAUACUAUCUAUAUAGGUAGGUGUACGUGUUCAAUCAAACACAUGUAUACUCAUCCAUGACGGUCGCGUACCGGAUACAAAACUUCAUACAUUCAUCCAAAAAUGACAUGCAUAUAUUCGCACUGAAAAUCAUUGGUGAGAAAGGUAGAGAAACUGGUCACAUUCAAAGAAGAUGGAAGAAAUUAGCGUAAUAUACAUGCUUUUUAGGAGUGGUAGAAUUCCACAGUCAAUAUGAUUAAAAGUAUGUCGUUUGGUGGGAUGUGAAAGGCCAGGAUU
This is a messenger RNA of Meira miltonrushii, 1193 nucleotides long. RefSeq names its product putative ribosomal protein S3aE. Gene Ontology annotation, molecular function: structural constituent of ribosome. NCBI's taxonomy places the organism in Eukaryota, Fungi, Basidiomycota, Exobasidiomycetes, Exobasidiales, Brachybasidiaceae. Gene Ontology annotation, cellular component: ribosome; cytosol. The transcript has 3 exons. The record is from RefSeq and is a predicted model, not a curated record. Bases 1 to 822 code for a protein of 273 amino acids. Gene Ontology annotation, biological process: translation.